AUGGCGUCGCGUCCAUACUCGGAUAGCUUCGAUCCCUCCUCAUUACUAUCCGCCAAGUUCAUAUCAGUGGGUCGUCUCUACGAGCAGCUCAGCAAGGCUCGGCUGCAUCUGGGGGAGGUGUUAUCUGUGGCGCGGCACACAGGCCGCACCCUCAUCCUGCCGUCUGUUGGGAACAGCAGGAUCGGCACUGUAGCAGAUUAUGCCUUCCCCUUCUGCACUUAUUUCGAUCCGGGCAGGCUCGGGCAGUUUGUGCCAUGGGUCUCGGAGGAGUUUUUUUACGGGCAGGUGGUGCCGGCGUGGCGGGCAGCUGGAAGAGGCAGAGGGAGUGCGGUGGCUCUGGUGCUGGGGGAUGGGAAGAUGAAGGCGUGUGACGUGAGAGCGUCUUAUGCCAAGAUCGGCCGCAACACCAACACUCUGGGUCUCCAGCCCAACGCCUCUCUCCGUGCCGACCCCUCCCUCCUGCUCAACCGCGCUCUCCUCUCCCCCGCCCUCUGCACCCGCACCUGCACCACUAAACGCCGCGCCAAGCCGCCCGGCGCCGAGGACCUGCUGGGAAGAGACAGCGGUGCUACAGUGCUGCCCGGGGAGGAGCCGAUGGUUGCGCUGGGAAGAACGGGCGGCGGAGAGGGGGAGAUGGAGGGGGGGGAGGAGGGGAAAAAAGAGAAUGAAGGGGAAGGUGGGAAGGAGAGGGAGAGACUAAAGGGAGGAGAAGGUAGAGAAGGUGGGGAGGAAGGGAAAGUAGAACCUGAUCGGAACGCUGACGUGGCGGUGGUGUUCAAGUCGUCGCCGCUGAUGUGUCUUUCCCGGAUAGGCCGGCUGGCGUCAGAGGCCCGGCGGUUUCUGGUGUACCCGCCGCACCUGCACCUUGCAGCGGAUCACCUUAUAACGAAGCACGUCCAACUGCAAGCAGGUGGGGCGAGCGGAGGGGGCGGAGAAGAGGAGAGUGCAGAGAAUGCCGAAAGGGGUCACAUGCGUGGAGGAGGGGGCGGGGGAGGGGGCGGGGGAGGGGGCAGGGGAGGCGGCGGGGGAGGGGGCGAGGGGUUGGUGGUGGUGGCGGCGCACUGGCGGCUGGAGAAGGCUCUACGGGCGGGAGUGCGGCUGCAGCAGAUGGCCGCAUGUGCUCGGGGGCUGGUUGACACUGUCAGGGGGUGGGCCACGCGGGUGGGGAGGGCGAACGGAGGGGGGGGGAAUGGAGGAGCGGAUGGGGGGAAGGGGAAGGAGGGUGGCGAGCAGCAGGUGGUGUUGUUUCUGGCCACGGACCUCACUCCUGACAACAGAUGGAUGUCCAACUCCUUCACUGUACUCAGCAAGGAGCACAGAGACGUGGCUUUAAGAACAGUGCAGAUGCUGCACGAGGAGCUUCGACCAAUCACGUGGGCUGCUGCUGACCCCUCUGUCCCUCAGCUGGACACAGGCGUGCAGGCCAUCCUCGAUAAGCUCGUGUGCAUCAAGGCUACAGUGUUCCUUCAUGCACCAAUGGCUUGCACGGCUCCUGAUGCCUCCGCCAGCGGCGGCGCCGGCACCGGGCCGUCGACAGCUAUUCUCGUUGUCGGCGGGACAGCAGCAGCGGCCGCGGCGUUGUAUCUUGUAUUGAAGCCGCUAUACGAGAGGUUCCUGAGACGCGACGUGCCAUUCGGACCCGAUACUCAUCCCGUCGUAGCGCUGCUUCUUAAACGCCGCCCAGUCCACGCCAGCCAUAGGGGUGGUGCACGAGCAUGGCCAGAAAACACCAUGCUCGCAUAUCGCAGCGCUGCUGGUGUGGAUGCCGCUGGCACUACUGCUGCUGGGAUUAUUUCUCCUGAGGUUGCGGCGACCACCGCAGCCAAUGACAGCAGUGCUGAUGUGGACGGCAGCAGUGCUGAUGUGGACGGCAGCAGUGCUGAUGUGGACGGCAGCAGUGCCGCAGGCAGCGGCAGCAGUGGCAGACACGGUGAUAAUGCCUCUGGUGGAGGGGAGGCUGCCUUUGCUGAUCCUGACACCCAUGCAAACCCCACGCACGCUGAUUUCGAGGCGCCUCAGAAACUGUCUGGACAUGCAGACUCUACACACACCGCUGAUCCUGAUGCUUCUGAUGCACCUCGCACUCCUGCUCCUCAUGCUCCUCCCGAUGCGCAUGCUGCUCCUCAAGUCCCUGCUGCGCCACUGCUGCGCACGCAGAUACUAGAGGUGGACGUGCAACUAACCAAGGACCAGCAGCUGGUCUUGAUUCACAACGUGUCAGUGGACGACACAACAGACGGCAGAGGGCUUGUGGAGAGCUACUCUCUGGAGGAGCUCAGGUCAUUGGAUGCUGGGUACCAUUUCACCCGAGAUGGUGGCAAAACUUUCCCCUACAGAGGGAAGGGACUGCAAAUACCAACACUUAGGGAGCUGUUCCACGAGUUCGCGCGCUACAAGGACCUGGUCUUUUACCUCGACUUCAAGUCCCCCGCAGCUGUCGCUCCCACGCUUCAGAUGGUUCGAGAGUAUGGGUUGCAGCAGCGCAUCAUGAUGGGAGCAGUGCCUCCUGAAGCAAACAGAGAGGUACUCAGGCUGAAGCCUAACUGUGUGCCGGCCACGCCUGACAUCAACUCCAUGAUGCUUAUGUACAUCUGCUACGUGGUCGGCAUCCUUUGGCUUAUUCCCAUGCGUCACGAGAUUGUGGGAACGACAGCAUACAGAUGGGGAUACAAGGUUCUGAACAGUCGCUUCGUUGCGGCCUUCCAACGACGAGGGCGAUGGGUGUCAGUGUUUGGGGAUUACCUCGACCACAGAGCGGGGCAGGAGGACUGCAUCACCAUGGGGUGUGACAUGCUCUUCUCUGACCGCCCUGACAUCCUCCAUGACACCUUGGCUAGCCGGCAGUCAGAAUGA
Messenger RNA from Closterium sp. Naga37s-1, 2853 nucleotides. The record is from the annotation of a GenBank genome assembly. NCBI's taxonomy places the organism in Eukaryota, Viridiplantae, Streptophyta, Zygnematophyceae, Desmidiales, Closteriaceae.